ACCUUUGUUGUUAUCUUUCUUUUAUUGGUUAAAUUCGAACUUCUUAAACAAAAGCUGCACGACUCACCUUUGGUCAAUAUUGACCCAAACGUUGUCAUCUGUGCACCUGGCGCUGACUUUACUCCUUCUUCUGCCAUGCUGGACGGGUUUCCAUACAUUCAAAAAGACUCCUUUAAACGUCCUCUUGAGGAUACCGACCGU
Gilbertella persicaria is the source of this 201-nucleotide messenger RNA. RefSeq lists its product as uncharacterized. The annotation marks the transcript as partial. The record is from RefSeq and is a predicted model, not a curated record. NCBI's taxonomy places the organism in Eukaryota, Fungi, Mucoromycota, Mucoromycetes, Mucorales, Choanephoraceae. The transcript has 2 exons.